Messenger RNA from Manis javanica (Malayan pangolin), 1295 nucleotides. The record is from RefSeq and is a predicted model, not a curated record. Lineage: Eukaryota; Metazoa; Chordata; Mammalia; Pholidota; Manidae.
CCCGGAAACCGGUGACUCUGCCACCGCCGGUAUUGGGGAUGCCGAGCUGCGGGGACCAGGGCCGGGGAGGGGUGGGAGUAAGGGGGUCUGUGGGUGGUUGUCAGGCCAUAAACCAGGCUAACCCCAAGGCACGGGCAGGAUGCGUGCACACUCAGCUCCUGCAGCAGCAGUCGUGAGCAGAGCACAGAUCAACAGCACAGAAGAGCUAGCGCCUGGCAUCCCCUCCAUGACCCAGGCCUGGGGAUUAUGGGCCCUCUUAGGGGUUGUGACGCUGCUGCUUCUCGUUUCACUGGCUGUGCACUUGUCCCGAUGGACUAGUGGCUGGAGCAGGAACCAUCUGGGACAGGGGUGCUCUGGAGGGUCUGUGGAAGAGGUCCCCCUGUAUGGGAACCUGCAUUAUCUACAGACAGGACGGCUAUCUCAAGAACCACAGUCAGACCUGCAGGAUCCAAUGCUUGGAGGCCCUGCCAAGGCUGCAGAAGAGGGGAUGUGCUACACCAGCCUGCAGCUGCGGCCUCCUCAGGGCCGGAUUCCCAGCCCUGCAACCCCCAUCAAGUACUCUGAGGUGGUGCUGGACCCUGAGCCAAAGCUCCAGGCCUCGGGCCCCGAGGUGGAGCUCUAUGCCUCCGUGUGUGCCCAGACCCGCAGAGCCCGGGCUCCCUUCCCAGACCAGGCCUACGCCAACAGCCAGCCUGCACCCAGCUGAGAUGGAGGGCCUGACACAGUAGGCAUGCGCUAUCCCAGCCUCCUCUGCCGCAGGGGUUACCACUACCCUGUUGGGGGCAUGACUGUUUCCCAACCACCCCCCCAAAGACAGGAAGCCAUUGCAUAGUCACAAGAGGUGGUAUUCCCUGAACAUCCUAUUUCAGCUGUGAGGGAGACAUCUCAGGGGAACAGCAGGCCCCAGUUUCUUGAGGAUGGAGGAAGCACAGGCUCCUUUUCUGCCUCUCUUUUUCUAUUACUCUCAGCCCCCAAACUCUUAAGAUCUCACUUCCUCCUCUGUGUGCAGUUUAACCAGGUCCUCCCCACUCUGGCUCCCUUAUAGUCUGCCUCAGACACCUCAGUGUCUCCUCAGACACAGGAAGUAGGGGGGAGGGGGUAAGAGCCUGAGAGGACUGGGUAAAACUCCUCAGGAGCCCCCAGGCUGGAGAGUUGCUGGAACCUGGUGACCUGAGGAAGCCAAGCCUGGCUUCUGAUCUGAGCACCCUGUCAGAAGAUUACCAGUCUCCAUCCUGCUGCCUCUGUCAUAUCCCCACAUUUUCAAAUAAAAUUUCUCAAAAUGUGUUUAGAUUUUA